This is a messenger RNA of Harmonia axyridis, 592 nucleotides long. RefSeq lists its product as uncharacterized. The coding region runs from base 170 to 592 and encodes 140 amino acids. The record is from RefSeq and is a predicted model, not a curated record. The transcript has 3 exons. Lineage: Eukaryota; Metazoa; Arthropoda; Insecta; Coleoptera; Coccinellidae.
ACUCAUUCCAGUGGAUGUGAAAUGCGAAAAAGGAGGUUUAAUAGGAGGAGCAGAAUUUGCAGAAUUCGCUUCAAAUUUUGAAAAGGCAGUGGAGGCUGAAGAAACAUUGCAAAAUUUGGAACUUGAUUCGUCAUCUCCGGAAUAUUGCAUUCUGCUUUUCCGACAGCGAAUGCUGUCUGAUGAGAUUGCUAGACCUACCCAUUCGAGGAUAAUCAAAUUACUGAAGAACUCUGGGCUCGAUCUUGACUUAAUCCAAAAACUGAAAGAGAAAUCUAAUCAGGAUGAUAGUGCCAGAGUUAAAGAGCUCCAAAGACAACUGGGAGAGGCUCUACAAGCUAAAGUGGAAAUAGAAGCUAAACUUAACACAUUAAAAUCAGCAAGUAGCGAAAAAGUGUUGGGAAAGAAAAUGAGAGACCAUUGGAGGACGCGAAUGACAACUCAGUACCUCCUGCACCUCCAAUGCGCAGGAAUCAUCAAGCAUACCUUCACCACCUCCGCUUCCCAUACUAGUACCUCCCCCUAUGGAUGGCAUUCCACCUUUGGCUAUAGGAAUGGCUUCAGCAGUGCCCUUACCACCAAGCUGGCCAAAUGA